AUGACUUCUGCUUUGCAAGUGGCUUACAUUUUCAUGUUCAUCCGGGAGGAGCUGAGUAGGUUCAUGUGCGAUCCAUAUGGCUACCUCAAUGCAGCGGAACGUCAGAACAUCUCCCAAGAGAUGGCCAAGCUGAGAUCGCAGCACCUGGUGGUUUGUGAGGAUUUGGUGGUAGAACCAAUCAAUCAGCGACACCUGGCUCCGUUCUACGUGGGCGUGGCCAUUGCCGAGGCCGAGAAGACCGAAGAGAUGCCAUCCUCAUCGGUGAAGCAGUACGGUCAUUUGAUUAUGUCUGAGUGGAAUCUGAACUCCUUCUUUGGGAACAACCCCAGCAGCGUCACACGUUGUCCCAACAAGGCGUUGCUGUUGGUGCUGCCAAAGAAUGGACAGGCCGUUCUGGUCACAGAUGGCUGCCGCUAUCUGUGUGAGGACACUGCAAGGACCGGGUACUUGGUUGAAACGCAGCUGCGUGGGAAGAGCGUGGCCCAAGCCGUCCUACUCGGACUCCGAGAUGCCUACAGCACCCUGCCGCUCUCGGUGGUUCAGGGUGAGGACGGCCGGUCAUAG
Cladocopium goreaui is the source of this 564-nucleotide messenger RNA. Lineage: Eukaryota; Dinophyceae; Suessiales; Symbiodiniaceae. The record is from the annotation of a GenBank genome assembly.